This is a messenger RNA of Pelobates cultripes (western spadefoot toad), 1062 nucleotides long. Lineage: Eukaryota; Metazoa; Chordata; Amphibia; Anura; Pelobatidae. The record is from the annotation of a GenBank genome assembly.
AUGAAUUGCCGGGGCCUCAAUAUUCCGGAGCGCAGGUCACAGCUCAUACGGGAUCUAUCCUCUAGACACAUAUCCGUUGCCUUCCUCCAGGAAACACAUUUUAAGGAAGGAAAUGCCCCGCUGCUGAAAGGCAAAAACUACCCCAACGCGCUCUGUAGCAACCACCCGACCGCCCGCAAGGCGGGGGUGGCGAUCCUCCUCCAUGCUAAGCUACAGUUCCAAGAAACUGACCGAAUGUCCGACCCUAAUGGCAGAUAUAUAUUCCUCAAAGGAGAUAUACAAGACCGUAGGUAUACAUUCGCGACGAUCUAUGUGCCGAAUAAUAAUCAAUCGCACUAUAUCCGCAAAACCCUUCUCAGACUUUCCUCAUUCACGGAGGGCACACUGAUCUUAGGUGGAGACCUUAACGUACCCCUCAUCCCCCUAACGGACUCAUCCACUGGACACAGCAGCGUUGCCCAGGGAGCCCUCCGCAGCAUACAGAAGUCACUUAAGAACCUUCGACUAGUAGACUGCUGGCGCGCGAUGCACCCAGCGGACAGGGAAUACACCCAUUACUCCAGGAUACAUAGGCGAUAUGCGAGAAUUGACUAUAUCUUCCUCCAACAAGAGCAACUUAACGCAAUCCAGAGAGUUGAAAUUGGACCUGCAAGCUGGUCGGACCACGGACCGGUGACUCUACAAAUGGACUCUCCUCGGAUACGCCCAUCCACCUGGACGUGGAGGCUCCGAGACUCUCUACUCUUAGACCCAGCGGUGAGGGAACGGGUCACUGAGGAACUCACGUCUUACUUCACACUAAAUGCAACGGAUGAACUACCGGCGACAACAGUAUGGGAAGCCCACAAAUGUGUACUCAGGGGCACACUAAUGCACUUAGCCUCUAAAAAGAAAAAAGAAUCCCAAAGACAGAUGCAGGAUCUCUUGACACGCAUAAAUACCCUUGAAAUGCAACACAAACGCUCCCUACUUGAAGAGACCUAUAAGGAAUUACUGGAAGCCCGAAGAUCACUGCAAGCACACAUAACGGCCCGACACUAUAGCUCUUUACAGCGCUCGCGG